CCCGGCCGGCCGGCGCCCGGACCCCCGUCGCCGCCGUGCUCUGGCUCCUUGGCCUCGGGCGGGCCGCGCCGGGCGGCGGCGGCGGCGGCACUGGGCCGGGAGGAGGCCGGCGGGAUUACCGAGCGGCUCCGGCCCGGCCCGAGGGGGGAGAUGGCGUCCUACGUGGAUAACAGCUUCCGCCAAGCGGUGAUGAAGAACCCGGCGGAGAGGACCCCCCAGGAUCUGGAAAUAGUCUACUCCUAUUUACAUGGCAUGGAAGCCUUAUCGAACCUGAGGGAGCACCAACUUAGGUUAAUGUGUGAGACUGUGCGCUAUGAACGGCAUGAAGCAAAUGAAGUCCUGUACUAUCCUGACGAUAUUGGGACCUGCUGGUAUAUCCUCCUCUCUGGUUCCGUGUUCAUUAAGGAAUCCAUGUUUCUUCCAAGAAGCAGUUUUGGCAAGCGUUCUGCUGGAAGCUUCAGGCGUGCCUGUGAGUGCAUUGUUCUAGAGCCAUCUGAAAUGAUUGUGGUGGACUAUAUGGAUGAAAAUGAAGAAUACUUUCAGAGGCAAGCCUCCCACAGACAGUCCCGAAGAAGAUUUAGAAAAAUCAACCAGAAAGGCGAACGACAAACAAUUAUUGAUACAGUGGAUCCUUACCCUGUGGGCAAACCACCUUUGCCUAGGGGCUAUCACACGGAAUGCACUAAACCUCAGCUUCCUGCAGACUUCACAAAGCUCCACCUCACUGACAGUCUCCACCCACAGGUGACCCACGUGUCUUCCAGCCACUCAGGAUGUAGCAUCACAAGUGACUCUGGAAGCAGCAGUCUUUCUGAUAUUUACCAGGCCACAGAGAGUGAGGCUGGUGACAUGGACCUCAGUGGGCUUCCAGAAACGGCUGUGGACUCCGAGGACGACGACGACGAGGAGGACAUUGAGAGGGCGUCAGACCCCCUGAUGAGCAGGGACAUAGUGAGAGACUGCCUGGAGAAGGACCCCAUCGACAGGACCGAUGACGACAUUGAACAACUCUUGGAGUUUAUGCACCAGCUGCCUGCCUUUGCCAAUAUGACUAUGUCUGUGCGGCGGGAACUGUGUGCAGUGAUGGUGUUUGCGGUGGUGGAGAGAGCAGGGACCAUCGUGCUCAAUGAUGGAGAAGAGCUGGACUCCUGGUCAGUGAUUCUCAAUGGCUCUGUGGAGGUGACUUACCCAGAUGGAAAGGCAGAAAUCCUGUGUAUGGGAAACAGCUUUGGUGUCUCUCCCACCCUGGACAGAGAGUAUAUGAAAGGGGUUAUGAGAACAAAGGUGGACGACUGCCAGUUUGUCUGUAUCGCCCAGCAAGAUUACUGCCGUAUUCUCAACCAAGUAGAAAAGAACAUGCAAAAAGUUGAAGAGGAAGGAGAGAUAGUGAUGGUGAAAGAACACCGAGAACUUGACAGGACAGGAACUCGGAAGGGCCACAUCGUCAUCAAGGGCACUUCAGAAAGGCUAACCAUGCAUUUGGUUGAAGAACACUCUGUAGUAGACCCAACGUUCAUAGAAGACUUCCUGUUGACCUACCGAACUUUUCUUUCUAGCCCAAUGGAAGUGGGCAAGAAGUUAUUGGAGUGGUUUAAUGACCCGAGCCUCAGGGAUAAGGUUACACGGGUAGUAUUAUUGUGGGUGAAUAAUCACUUCAAUGACUUUGAAGGAGAUCCUGCAAUGACUCGAUUUCUAGAAGAAUUUGAAAAUAAUCUGGAAAGAGAGAAAAUGGGUGGACAUCUUAGGCUGUUAAAUAUUGCGUGUGCAGCUAAAGCAAAGAGAAGACUGAUGACCUUAACAAAACCGUCCCGAGAAGCUCCUCUGCCUUUUAUCUUACUGGGAGGCUCUGAAAAGGGAUUUGGAAUCUUUGUUGACAGUGUGGAUUCAGGUAGCAAAGCGACUGAAGCAGGCUUGAAACGUGGGGACCAGAUAUUAGAAGUAAAUGGUCAAAACUUUGAAAAUAUCCAGCUGUCAAAAGCCAUGGAAAUUCUGAGAAAUAAUACACAUCUAUCUAUCACUGUGAAAACCAAUUUAUUUGUAUUUAAAGAACUUCUAACAAGAUUGUCAGAAGAAAAAAGAAACGGUGCACCUCACCUUCCUAAAAUUGGAGACAUCAAAAAGGCCAGUCGCUACUCCAUCCCAGACCUCGCCGUAGAUGUAGAACAAGUGAUAGGACUUGAAAAAGUAAAUAAGAAAAGUAAAGCCAACACUGUUGGAGGAAGGAAUAAGCUAAAAAAGAUACUUGAUAAAACUCGGAUCAGUAUCUUGCCUCAGAAACCAUAUAAUGACAUUGGGAUUGGUCAAUCUCAGGAUGACAGCAUAGUCGGACUAAGGCAGACAAAACACAUCCCAGCUGCUCUGCCUGUCAGCGGAACCUUGUCAUCCAGCAACCCUGACUUGCUGCAGUCCCACCACCGUAUUCUAGACUUCAGCGCUACUCCUGACUUGCCAGAUCAAGUGCUACGGGUAUUUAAGGCUGACCAGCAAAGCCGAUACAUCAUGAUCAGUAAGGACACCACAGCAAAGGAAGUGGUCAUUCAGGCUAUCCGGGAGUUUGCUGUGACUGCCACCCCAGAUCAAUAUUCUCUGUGUGAGGUCUCCGUCACUCCUGAGGGGGUCAUCAAGCAAAGACGACUUCCAGAUCAGCUUUCCAAACUAGCUGAUAGAAUACAACUGAGUGGAAGGUAUUAUCUGAAAAACAACAUGGAAACGGAAACACUGUGCUCGGAUGAGGAUGCUCAGGAGUUGUUACGAGAGAGUCAGAUUUCCCUGCUUCAGCUCAGCACAGUGGAAGUUGCCACACAGCUCUCAAUGCGGAAUUUCGAGCUCUUCCGCAACAUUGAACCUACUGAAUACAUUGAUGAUUUAUUUAAGCUCAAGUCAAAAACCAGCUGUGCCAACCUGAAGAAGUUUGAAGAAGUCAUUAAUCAGGAAACGUUUUGGGUGGCCUCUGAGAUUCUGAGAGAGACAAACCAGCUGAAGAGGAUGAAGAUUAUUAAGCAUUUCAUCAAGAUAGCACUGCAUUGUCGUGAAUGCAAGAAUUUCAACUCCAUGUUUGCAAUCAUCAGUGGCCUAAACCUGGCACCAGUGGCAAGACUGCGAACCACCUGGGAAAAACUUCCCAAUAAAUACGAAAAGCUAUUCCAGGACCUCCAAGACCUCUUCGAUCCUUCUAGAAACAUGGCAAAAUACCGUAAUGUCCUCAGUGGCCAGAACCUGCAGCCUCCUGUCAUCCCCCUGUUCCCCGUCAUCAAGAAGGACCUCACAUUCCUCCACGAAGGAAAUGACUCAAAGGUAGAUGGACUGGUGAACUUUGAGAAGCUAAGGAUGAUUGCAAAGGAAAUCCGUCACGUUGGCCGAAUGGCUUCCGUCAACAUGGACCCGGCCCUCAUGUUCAGAACGCGGAAGAAGAAGUGGCGGAGUCUGGGGUCGCUCAGCCAGGGCAGUGCGAACGCCACAGUACUGGAUGUUGCUCAGACAGGCGGCCACAAAAAGCGUGUGCGCCGUAGCUCCUUCCUCAAUGCCAAAAAGCUGUAUGAAGAUGCCCAAAUGGCUCGGAAGGUGAAGCAAUACCUGUGCAAUUUGGAGCUGGAAAUGGAUGAGGAGAGUCUCCAGACCCUAUCACUGCAGUGUGAGCCAGCCACCAACACAUUACCCAAGAACCCUGGUGAGAAGAAGCCUGCCAAGUCUGAAACCUCCCCCGUGGCUCCACGAGCUGGGUCCCAGCCGAAGGCCCCGCCCCCGCAGCAGCCGCAGCCGCAGCCUCCGCCACAGAAAGCCAGCCAGGCCCUGCAGGUCCCUGCCGUGUCCCUGUACCCCUCUCGGAAGAAAGUGCCCGUGAAGGAUCUCCCACCAUUUGGCAUAAACUCUCCACAAGCUUUAAAGAAAAUUCUUUCUCUGUCUGAAGAAGGGAGUUUGGAGCGCCACAAGAGGCAAGCAGAAGACACCAUCUCCAGCGCGUCUUCCCAGCUAUCUUCGCCUCCCACUUCACCACAGAGUUCCCCAAGGAAAGGUGGCAGUGGCAGUCUACUGAGAUCUUUUGGCUCCGGGCAGUUGGACUUAACCAGUUCCUCCUCUUCUCUUGGAAGUGAGAACAAUAACAAGAAUAACAAUGCACCACGGACCUAUGGGAUAGGUUAUUCUUUGGCUCCCAGUGGUACUGUGGAUAAUUUUUCAGAUUCUGGUCACAGUGAAAUUUCUUCGCGAUCCAGUAUUGUCAGCAAUUCUUCCUUUGACGCAGUGCCAGUCCCGCCACAUGAGGAGAGGCGCCAGAGGCAUUCAGUCAGCAUCGUGGAAACUAGCCUGGGUGUGGGCAGGAUGGAGCGGCGCCCCCUGAUAGAGCCUGAUCAGUACAGCUUAGGGUCCUAUGCACCAAUGUCUGAAAGCCGAGGCUUGUAUGCCGCAGCUACGGUCAUUUCUUCUCCAAGCACAGAGGAGCUUUCCCAAGACCAGGGGGACCGUGCUUCCCUAGAUGCCGCGGACAGUGGCCGCGGGAGCUGGACUUCGUGUUCAAGCGGUUCCCACGAUAACAUCCAGACCAUCCAGCACCAGAGGAGCUGGGAAACACUUCCAUUUGGGCACACUCACUUUGACUAUUCAGGGGAUCCUGCAGGUUUAUGGGCCUCAAGUAGCCAUAUGGACCAACUUAUGUUUUCUGAUCAUAGCACAAAGUAUAACAGGCAGAAUCAAAGUAGAGAGAGUCUUGAACAAGCUCAGUCCCGAGCAAGCUGGGCAUCUUCCACGGGGUACUGGGGAGAAGACUCAGAAGGAGACACGGGAACAAUCAAACGCCGGGGUGGGAAGGAUGUCUCCAUUGAAGCUGAAAGCAGCAGUGUCACAUCUGUCACCACAGAGGAAAGCAAACCUGUCCCUGUGCCUGCCCACAUGGCUGUGACAGCCAGCACCGCCAAGGGACUCAUCACGCGCAAGGAGGGCCGGUACCGGGAGCCGCCGCCCACCCCUCCGGGCUACGUGGGCAUCCCCAUCACCGACUUCCCAGACGGACAUUCCCACCCGGCCCGGAAGCCCCCCGACUACAGCGUGGCGCUGCAGAGAUCGCGCAUGGUGGCCCGGCCAUCGGAGGCCGCCGGGCCCCCCUCUCCGGCACCGGGGCAGCCCCCCGCGGGCAGCGGCAGACCCUCCAGCAAGCCGCAGUGGCACAAGCCCAGCGACGCCGACCCCCGCCUGGCCGCCUACCAGCCGCAGGGGUUUCCCACCGAGGAGGACGAAGAGGAGCAGGUGUCCGCAGUGUGAGCCGCCUGGAGGAGGAGAGCGCAAGAAGAUGUCCCUAACAGUGGAGCCUGGGAACUCACAUCCUAAGGAUGGCAGACCAGUUUGCCUCCUUCCCUGCCUUAAAAGCAGCAUGGGGCUUCUUCUCCCCUCUUCCUGUCCCCUUUGCAUGUGAAAUACUGUGAAGAAAUUGCCCUGGCACUUUUCAGACUUCGUUGCUUGAAAUGCACAGUGCAGCAGCCUCCGAGCGCCACUGUUGCUGCCCGCCUCACCCACAGUAUCAUUCCAGAUUCCAAGAUCAUCCCAACAUGGCGAUUGCCUCUGGCUGCACUUCUCGACCCCCAGAAGGACCGCUGAAACCUGCCUUUCCAUUUCAGUUCAGGCCUAGCACUUGCUCUCAUUGGGAUCAUGAGAAAAGCUAGCCAUUGAACUACUUGGGGCCUUUAACCCAUCAUGGACGACAAAGAAAAACAACAAAAUCCUUUGAGUACAGUGCUUGGCCACUUGUUUACAGUCUUUUUUUUUUUUUAAUGAAUUCAAGAUUUAAUGAAUUUAACCAUUGUGCUCAGAGAAUAGAUGUUCUAUCCAUGUAAUAAUUACAGUGUUAUUUUGAACGUUAAGUAGGGUUGCCAGCCUGAGUUUCUUUUUUAAAAAAACAAACAUGCCCGACCUGGCUCUGCCCGGUCUUCUUGGCCUGCUGGCCUUGCCUCUUGCAAGUGCCCCAUCCCAGAAGGAUGAAGGGUUAUUAGCCAGUUAUUCCAGUACCGGGAUUUCUUGCCCACUUCCUUAGUGGGUGAGUGGGUUCUCCGCACAUCUGUUUGCACGUGACCGGGGACGGAAUGGGCCCCUGGUGUGCUGUCUGAGCUGAUUGCAGGCAGGACCGCGUCAUGGGAGGAUGUGUCCCGCUCCACCGAGAUGGAUGGCAAACCCUGUUUUUAAGUUAUAUUUCUUUGAUUUUUUUGUUGUUGUUAAUUUAGAGUUGUAGGGCUUUCUUAUUUUUUUAAGGAAACAUAACUGGAUAGCAUUGCAGUGACAGCAGCUUGGGAUGUUGAAGCUAUGCCAGCUGCAAAAAUACUGCUCUUUCAAGACAGCCGCCCUUUGUUGAAUUGGCAUUAGGAAACAAGUCUUUAAAUAUGAUCAACGAUCAAAAACCUGGUUAAUUAUGCCAGCCUUUGCAAGGAGGGUCACAGUAACUAACCUGGAAGUGGCUUUAAGGACACUGCACAGAGAAGGCCUAAGUGUAGCAACCAUCUGCUCACAGCUGCUAUUAACCCUAGAAUGACUGAAAAUGAUCCCUUUCCACUCUAUUUUUGUGUUGUUUUUUGCACAGACUCCGGAAAAGUGAAGGCUGCCAAUCUGAGUAGUACUCAAAUGUGAGGAACUGCUGGUCUUGGAUUUUUUUCCAUUAAAUUCAGCUGAUCAUAUUGAUCAGUAGAUAAACGUAAAUAGCUUCAAAUUUUAAAAGUCAAAUUGCAGUGUUUUUUCACUGUAUCAAACAAUGUCAGUGCUUUAUUUAAUAAUUCUCUUCUGUAUCAUGGCAUUUGUCUAUCUACCUGCUUAUAUAUUAUUACAUUGUCAAUUAUGCAUUUGUAAUUUUACAUGUAAUAUGCAUUAUUUGCCAGUUUUAUUAUAUAGGCUAUGGACCUCAUGUGCAUAUAGAAAGAGAAAUCUAGCUCUACCACAAGUCGCACAAAUGUUAUCUAAACAUUAAGUAAUUGUAGAACAUAGGACUGCUGAUCUCAGUUCGCUGUGAUGUCAAGUGCAGAAUGUACAAUUAACUGGUGAUUUCCUCAUACUUUUGAUACUACUUGUACCUGUAUGUCUUUUAGAAAGACAUUGGUGGAGUCUGUAUCCCUUUUGUAUUUUUAAUACAAUAAUUGUACAUAUUGGUUAUAUUUUUGUUGAAGAUGGUAGAAAUGUACUAUGUUUAUGCUUCUACAUCCAGUUUGUAUAAGCUGGAAAAUAAAUAUAACAUAAAGUCUUGCCUAUA
Messenger RNA from Perognathus longimembris pacificus (Pacific pocket mouse), 7219 nucleotides. It is a transcript of the gene Rapgef2, whose product is annotated as Rap guanine nucleotide exchange factor 2. NCBI's taxonomy places the organism in Eukaryota, Metazoa, Chordata, Mammalia, Rodentia, Heteromyidae. Gene Ontology annotation, molecular function: guanyl-nucleotide exchange factor activity; protein binding. The transcript has 31 exons. The coding region runs from base 151 to 5253 and encodes 1700 amino acids. Gene Ontology annotation, biological process: small GTPase-mediated signal transduction; positive regulation of ERK1 and ERK2 cascade. The record is from RefSeq and is a predicted model, not a curated record.